GAGGGGCGGGGGAGCCAGCCGACCCCAGGCACUGCCAGGAGCACCCUCCCCCGGUGCGGUCGCGGGUUUUGUGGAGGAGUGCCCUCCGGCUUGGGCUUGGGACUUAGGAGGAAUGAGGGGUUCCCCACCUGGGCCCCAGGCCUGCCUGAGUCUCAUGCCGCAAGAUUCUGGCAGCAAAAUCACCGCCGCCGAGGAACCGACUUAAGGUUUUGUGCGGGAAGUCGAGGGCUGGGGUUUCAGGUUCAGGCUUGGGAGGCAGUUGACUAGCAGUGUCCUAGCCCUGUCCUGGAUCUCUACCCAGCUGCUGCCUCACCCCACGGAGCCGCAAGGACGGCUUAGCAACAGGUGCUGUUGAACGCCCCUAUCCAACAGGUAGACCUCGCCCGGAAAGUGAGGGGCAGAAGCUCCCCAGCCCACCCUCCAAGUGGCGCUGGGAUGGUCACUUAUUAAAGUGGGGCCUCGGUAAUGAGGAGUCUGAGGGCAGACAGCGUGGACAGGGAGUGACCCCUGCCCAUUUGCCGGUGCCACUCUUCCAGGCCCUACCUUUUGGCCCCGCCUGUUGUCUGUGGGUGUCAGAGCCUGGGGCUGUGGAGAAUGGGCUGCUGUCCUGCCUACCCCAGUGUCUUCUGCUGCCAAGGCCCCCCCUCCCCCCCCCCGUGCGCCCAGGCUUGAGGUGCUGCCCAGUGCCAUGGGGGCACAGGCAACUCAGCCUCUCCCUCCUGGAAUGCCACCCUCUUCUUUUUGCAUGUAUAUACGUCUCUCAAGCACAGCAGCUUCCUCCCCUCCCUGAGUGGCUCAGACCCUCCAUGACUCCCGGGACACCUAAAGUGAUUUGGGGCUCUCUGGAGUCCUGUCUUGGUCAUCUUCUGUGUCCUGUUUCCUGGCUGUGACCCAGCUUUUCAGCGGAGGACCUGUACCUUUUCCAGACCCCCCAGGACUUGUCCGCGGCGGCGGCUGCCUCAUGCCGGAGAAUGCUGACUGCUCUCUGGAUGGGCACUGGUGCUUCUGAGCUAACCCAGGAAUAUUGGCGGGCCCAGUCCCGGCCCAUCCCAAGGCCGACGGAAGCUGCAGGCUGAUCUUAGUCCAGAUUUCCACACAGCCUCCACCCCCUAGAGACUGGAUUUCCUGUCUGUGGUGGCAGUUCCCGGAGCACCUUGAGGGACUAUAUCUCUGCCUGACAAGGAGCCCAUUGCCUGGGACACCAGAUUUGUUUCCCCAGGACCAGGAGUCUGCCAAAGCAUUGAGGCAUGGCGAACUGACACUUGGUUGGACCCGAGUCUUGCCUCUUCCUGGACUCUGAAGCCCAGAGCCUGGCGCAGUGAUCAGAAUGGGUCGUGAGCAGGACCUGAUCCUUGCCGUCAAGAAUGGAGAUGUGACCUGUGUGCAGAAACUCGUGGCUAAAGUGAAGGCGGCAAAAACCAAGCUCCUCGGCUCCACGAAGAGACUCAACAUCAAUUACCAGGAUGCUGAUGGAUUCUCUGCUCUCCACCAUGCUGCCUUGGGGGGCAGCCUGGAGCUCAUAGCCUUAUUGCUGGAGGCUCAAGCCACUGUUGACAUCAAAGACAGCAAUGGCAUGCGUCCCCUCCACUAUGCAGCCUGGCAGGGCCGCCUGGAGCCCGUGAGACUUCUGCUGCGGGCUUCGGCGGCUGUCAAUGCUGCCUCGCUGGACGGUCAGAUCCCUCUGCAUCUGGCUGCGCAGUAUGGGCAUUAUGAGGUGUCAGAAAUGCUUCUCCAGCACCAGUCUAAUCCGUGCCUCGUCAACAAGCUGAAGAAGACACCCCUAGACCUAGCCUGUGAAUUUGGGCGGCUCAAGGUGGCCCAGCUGCUUUUGAACAGCCAUCUAUGUGUGGCACUGCUGGAGGGAGAGGCAAAGGACCCGUGUGAUCCCAACUACACCACACCCCUGCACUUGGCUGCCAAGAAUGGCCACAGAGAAGUCAUCAGGCAGCUCUUGAAAGCUGGUAUUGAGAUCAACCGCCAGACCAAGACGGGCACCGCACUCCACGAGGCUGCGUUAUACGGCAAAACCGAGGUGGUGCGGCUGCUCCUAGAGGGCGGUGUGGACGUGAAUAUCCGGAACACAUAUAACCAGACGGCGCUGGACAUAGUGAACCAGUUCACCACCUCCCAGGCCAGCCGGGAGAUCAAGCAGCUACUUCGGGAGGCUUCGGGGAUCUUGAAGGUUAGAGCACUUAAGGAUUUCUGGAACCUUCAUGACCCCACCGCUCUCAAUGUCCGGGCAGGAGAUGUCAUUACGGUGCUUGAACAGCAUCCUGAUGGCCGCUGGAAGGGCCACAUCCAUGAGAGCCAACGGGGCACAGACCGUGUAGGCUACUUCCCUCCAGGCAUCGUCGAGGUGGUCAGCAAGCGGGUGGGCAUACCUGUGACCCGCCUCCCCUCGGCACCCACCCUGCUGCGGCCGGGCUUCUCCCGGAUGUCGCAGCCCUCUGCUGAUGAUCCCCUGCAGCCCCUCACCUACGGCCAGCUCCCUCGGGUGGGCCUCAGCCCAGACAGUCCAGCAGGUGACAGGAAUAGCGUGGGCAGCGAGGGCAGCGUGGGCAGCAUCCGCAGCGCUGGCAGUGGGCAGAGUUCCGAAGGCACCAAUGGCCAUGGCACUGGCCUUCUUAUUGAGAACGCUCAGCCACUGCCCUCUGCCAGUGAGGACCAGGUACUGUCAGGCCUGCAUGCCCCAUCCCUGGCAGACAACCUGAGCCACCGUCCCCUGGCCGGUUAUCGCUCUGGGGAGAUCUUCACCCAGGAUGUGAGGCCAGAGCAGCUGCUGGAAGGGAAGGACGCACAGGCCAUUCAUAACUGGUUAAGCGAAUUCCAGCUGGAAGGCUACACUGCCCACUUCCUGCAGGCUGGCUAUGACGUGCCAACCAUCAGUCGAAUGACACCUGAGGAUCUGACAGCCAUUGGGGUCACCAAACCUGGCCACCGGAAGAAGAUCGCCUCGGAGAUUGCCCAGCUCAGCAUUGCUGAGUGGCUGCCCAACUAUAUCCCGGUGGACCUUCUGGAGUGGCUGUGUGCCCUGGGGCUGCCACAGUACCACAAGCAGCUGGUGAGCAGUGGCUACGACUCCAUGGGGCUGGUGGCUGAUCUCACCUGGGAGGAACUGCAGGAGAUAGGCGUGAACAAGCUGGGGCAUCAGAAGAAGCUCAUGCUAGGUGUGAGGCGGCUGGCAGAGCUUCGAAGGGGCUUGCUGCAUGGGGAGGCCCUCGGUGAAGGUGGACGCCGGCUGAGCAGGGGGCCGGAGCUGAUGGCCAUUGAAGGCCUGGAGAAUGGGGAAGGCCCAGCUCUGGCUGGCCCUCGCCUCCUCACCUUUCAGGGCAGUGAGCUGAGCCCAGAGCUACAGGCAGCUAUGGCAGGAGGUGGCCCGGAACCACUCCCCCUGCCCCCUGCCCGUUCUCCCAGCCAGGAAAGCAUUGGGGCACGCUCUCGGGGAUCUGGUCACUCACAGGAACAGCCUGCCUCUCAGCCCAGUCUGGGGGACCCCAGUGCCCCACAGGAGAGGAACCUUCCAGAGGGUACAGAGCGCCCCUCCAAGCUUUGCCCCCCACUCCCUGGCCAAGGACCUGCCCCUUAUGUCUUUAUGUGUCCACAGAGUUCCCCCUCUAGCCCAGCCCCAGGGCCCCCUCCUGGCGCUCCCCGGGCCUUCUCCUAUUUGGCUGGCUCUCCUGCGGCUCCUCCAGACCCGCCUCGGCCCAAACGCCGGUCCCACAGCCUGAGCCGCCCUGGCCCUGCCGAGGGGGAGGCCGAGGGGGAGGCUGAAGGGCCAGUGGGCAGGGCCCUGGGCAGUUAUGCCACCCUUACUCGGAGACCGGGACGCAGCACCCUUGCCCGGACUAGCCCUAGCCUGACCCCAACUCGAGGGACCCCCCGAAGCCAGUCCUUCGCCCUGCGCGCCCGUCGUAAAGGUCCCCCGCCCCCGCCCCCCAAGCGCCUCAGUUCCGUCUCUGGCUCCACCGAGCCCCCUUCCCUCGAGGGAAGCCCGGGACCCAAGGAAGGGGCCACGGGUCCCCGGAGGAGAACACUGAGCGAGCCCACGGGCCCCUCAGAGCCCCCCGGCCCCUCUGCCCCGGCUGGCCCUGUGUCGGACACAGAAGAGGAAGAGCCUGGGCCUGAGGGGGCAUCCCCAUCUCGGGGCAGCUCAGGAGAAGGGCUGCCAUUCGCAGAGGAAGGGAACCUGACCAUCAAGCAGCGCCCGAAGCCAGCUGGUCCCCCGGCCCGGGAGACCCCUGUGCUCGCUGGCCUUGACUUCAACCUCACAGAAUCAGACACCGUCAAACGGAGGCCCAAAUGUAAAGAGAGAGAGCCGCUCCAGACUGCACUGUUGGCCUUUGGGGUAGUGGGUGGUGACACCCCGAGCCCCUCUGCUCCCCUGUCCUCCCAGGCCCCCUGUGAACCCCCCUCAACGUCCUCGAACCCUCCACGGUCUGAGCCUAGCAGCCUUCCGUCUCAAGGAACUCCAGCUCCUCCUCUCGGCCCCCUAUCUCAGCUCCCCGGCCACCACGGGGCCUCUGCUGGGCCAGCUCUGGCAACAGGCAGUCGGCUGCCUGCGGAGACAGAGCCUCCCGCUGCCCCUGCUGCCCUCCUCAAAGUGCCUGGAGCAGGAACAACUCCCAAGCCUGUGUCUGUGGCCUGCACUCAGCUGGCAUUUUCUGGCCCAAAGCUGGCUCCCCGGAUUGGCCCCCGCCCGGUACCUCCUCCGAGGCCUGAGAGUGCUGGGCCUGUGUGUCCCGGCCGGGCCCAGCAGAGACUGGAGCAGACCAGCUCCUCCUUGGCAGCUGCCCUGAGGGCAGCCGAGAAGAGCAUUGGCACUGAGGAGCGAGAGGGCCCCACAGCGACCUCUACCAAGCACAUUCUGGACGACAUUAGCACCAUGUUUGACGCCCUGGCUGACCAGCUGGAUGCCAUGCUGGAUUGAACGAGACCGGCUUGUGACCCGCCCUCCCAUGGUACCCACCGUGGCCUGCCAGUGUUCACCGCCUGUGGCCCAUCCUGGAAGAAGACCCUGGCACCCAAGGAACAGGCUGAGGCCCUCCUGCGGCUUCCAGCAGUGGCUGUCAGGCCCAAGGGGGGCGGAAAGGACUUGCCAGAGCCUGACUGGAGGGCCUCAGCUGUAGGGGAGCAAGGCCCCUCCUGUGUACAGGCGACUGCUCAGCUUUGGCCCCCCGACAGGGACCCUGGUGAGAGCAUUCUCUAGGAGGUAGCCGCAGGGCUUUCGGAUGUUUAGGGAACUCUUGUGGCCACCCACUGUGCGGCUCCGGGGCCCUGGGAGGCUUGAGGAGGCUGUGCACUUGGCUGGCCCUCUGUGCAAGUGUACAUAGGUGAUGUAAAUACACCGCAGGGGCAUGUCUUUCUGCCAGUGCCCGGUGGCCCUGUCACCUCCUGCCUGUCUGGCCAUCCUACCCGGGGAGGCAGUGCUGGCCAGGGGCAGGGGCAGUGCGGUUAACAGAUCCCCAAUACCCAAACUUUUACAACUGUACAUAAUAUUUUUCAAGCAGAGAGAAAUGCGUAUAUUUUAAAUGGAAUUUAUUCUAUCUAUUAACUGCCUGAGAGAAUGCAGCGGGGGAGGCCUUCACACCACAGAAGAACCUCUACCCACCUCCUGCCGGAGGACCCAGUUGGUCCAGGCCCAGGAUCUGUAACUAUUAACCUCUUCCCCACUAACCCCAAUGAAAGUGUCAUUCCACGUGA
This is a messenger RNA of Peromyscus leucopus (white-footed mouse), 5700 nucleotides long. It is a transcript of the gene Caskin2, whose product is annotated as CASK interacting protein 2. NCBI's taxonomy places the organism in Eukaryota, Metazoa, Chordata, Mammalia, Rodentia, Cricetidae. Gene Ontology annotation, molecular function: protein binding. The transcript has 19 exons. The record is from RefSeq and is a predicted model, not a curated record. The coding region runs from base 1328 to 4927 and encodes 1199 amino acids.